AUGUCCGACUUCACUGACGCUGAAGAUCGGCAGCUCGUCCAGUUGGCACUGGCGUUCCUGCGCCACGGACGCCAUAUUCUGUGGGAUCAGCUCAAGAAGCGGAUGAAAGGCACGAAGAAGCCCAAGGAAGCGCUUCGGCAGCGUCUCAAGACGCUGAAGCGCACCUACGGCCCCGACCUCAAGGACUUUCCGGAAUGGUUCUUC
Molecule: messenger RNA, 204 nt
Organism: Phytophthora sojae
Lineage: Eukaryota; Oomycota; Peronosporomycetes; Peronosporales; Peronosporaceae
Exons: 1
Source: RefSeq, a predicted model, not a curated record